AGAGCAGUUUACGCAACGUCCUCUCGUUCAUUCAGCAGAAGGGAGGAAGGAGGCAGGAAGUCACGGUACCCGAACUAAUAACAGCCCAUCUGGACCCGGAGACAUGGCUUCAAAUAACGGCUCGGUCGGAAAAUGGGAGGUGGUGAAGAAAGGCAAGAAAAAUAGCAACAACUCCGGCGGAGGAGGCAAGAUAGCGGCCGACAAGAAAGCCAGCGGAGGAAGGAAAGCCCUGGGCGAAUCUAACCAGCCGUCCAGACCGCCCGUGAAGAUGUCAGAGAGUCUGUAUGACAGCUUGGAGAAGGUGGGAAAGAAGCAGAACAAGGAGCAGGUUCCUCCACCAUCCGAGCCUCAAAACAAGAAGCCCUCAUCAAGUAAACCACCCAAGAAGUCGUAUUCGAGCAAUACAACCUCUCCCACAACUUACAAAACCCUCGAGGAGGCGUUCAAAGCGCUGGAUGUUGCAGACCUGAAGCAGCAGUUGGCUCGCAGUCAGACCCUGUUUCCAGAAAACCCUUCGGUUUGGAUCAAAGACCUGGCUGGAUACCUCAACCUCCAUUUAACUGCCCAGGACACGGAGCCCACACUCAGCAGCCACCCUUAUGACUACCCAUACUGCCUUACAGGAAAAGAGCUGAGGGGCGUGAUCAAAGGCCUCAUCGGACGUUGCAGCAGCGCUCUGCCAGAUUUCUUCGACCACUGUGUUUACACUAUGCUCAGGGAGUUGGACAGGCAGUCAGGAGAACCUCUACAUGGCUACAGAGUUUGCAUUCAGGCAGUCCUGCAGGACAAACCCAAAAUAGCCACCCAAAAUCUGCCAGAGUAUUUGGAAAUGUUGCGGUCAGUUCAGAAUCGUCCAGUAAAGUGUUUGACCAUCAUGUGGGCUCUGGGCCAAGCAGGAUUUUAUGAUCUCAGCCAGGGUCUAAGAGGUAAUAAACACUUUUACACAGAGGCACACAAUAAUUAAAAUAUUUUACAUUACCGCAUAUCCAUAAAGCCCAAAACUGCUCUGAACAAACUUCAUUCAAACCUGACAAAAGGAUUUGGUAUUAUGGGUCCGAAAGAGUUCUUUCCUUUGCUCGAUUUUGCUUUCAUGCCAAAGAACGCCCUGUCAUCAAGUCUGCAGGAGCAGCUGAGGCGUUUGUAUCCUCGACUGAAGGUCCUCGCAUUUGGAGCCAAGCCAGAGAACACAUUGCACACGUACCUGCCGUCAUUUCUGUCCAGAGCCACGCCACACUGUCCUGACGACAUGAAGAGAGAGCUGCUCAGCAGUAUGACUGAGUGUCUGUGUGUGGAUGUUCAGAGUUUAGGAGUGUGGAGGCAGCUCUACACCAAACACCUACCCCAGUCCAGUUUACUUUUGAACCACUUAUUAAAGUCCUGGAACAUCCUUCCACCAAAGCUUAGCAAGAAACAAGAGCAAACGAACCAGUCAUUUAGAGUGACCAACGAAGAAAUGAGAGACACCAUUGAAUCUCAUGACCUUCAGGAGUGCAACAGCCUGUGCCAGAAUCUGCAGGUAAAGAUGCGUGGUCACGGGUUCCCCUGGUCCAAGCUGCUCCUGGUUUUGCUCGUGUUUGUUGCCGGCUUCAUCGCCCAUGACGUCAGAUCAAACGGCUCUGUCGCAGAUUCCAUCACAGCCAGGUAUCUGCACUCCUCAGGGAUCACAGCUGUAUCUCAGCAGGCCUGGAGCAAAAUAACAGUCUACUCAAAGCAGGGCUUCAGCUGGUUGGAGACAAACACUCCUUAUUAUUACUCUGAGUGUGUCCGGGUUUUGGGUCCAGUAACAGAACAAGGUUUGGAAAAGGCAAAGUCAGCAGCUGUCUUCAUCUCUGAAAACACCUCACGGUUUAUUGUCUGGGUUAAAGAAACCACACCUCUUGUCAUAGAAUGGGUGAACACCAACACCCCAGAGAGUGUGUUCCAAGCUCUGGCAUAUUUGAAGGAGCUCCUCAUCUUCCUACAUCAAAACUACAUCCUGCCAGCGCUGGCGUACACAUCUAACCUGCUACAGAGAGCAUGGGCCAACUUAGAGGACUCUUGCAAUGGGGAGGUGUCUGUAUCAUGUCUGCAGGGCCACGCCUUGUCCUUUACCAACUCGACGUGGCAGCUACUCCAACACACGACCUCGGCAAUCAAGACAUGGGCCCAGGAUUUGCUCACUCGAGCGGGAUAACGCAAUACACACACAAUAUGCACACAGGAAGCUAAACACACCAACACACACACUCUGGCCCAGCGUGAGUCUGUCAUGUCCUUUGUGACGCAAGUGGAUGCCGCAGGGUCAGAGGGAAACAAGCUCACUCAAAAAAGACCCUUUUUGUCUCUUAUUUUGGUUAAAUUUUAAAAUCAGUUUGGUGUUGUUUAGAUGUUUGUUUUUUUCUAUCAGCCUUUUUGUCACUGCUGGAUACGGAGGUCGUACCCUUCUUUCUCUCUCCCUGAGUUUUAUACUGCAAAUUUCAGCCACUGCUUGAGCCUCUGGGUUAAGCAGGUUCUGUAAUUUAUAGAAAAUAUAGGUUUGUAGAUGAUUUAUAAAACGUUUUUAUUUAAAUAUAAUAAAAAAAAAAAAGUGUUGUGAAAGUUGGUAAAGGUGGAGAACAUGUCAGAAACGUCUCCAAGCCACUGAAAAUCUCAUCAGAGGGUCAAGUCAUCUUUAACACCUGGUCCUGUGUGUGCAAACCCUUUGUCAUACCUAACUAGGGAGUUGUGUCUCCGGGUGGAUUUGCUCGUCCUGAGCACGGUCGUAAACACAGUCUUCUCACAUCAGUCCAGAAGAAAAAAAUCUGUGUGUCUCGUCUCUGCUGCUUUGUUUCUGUCCCGUUUUCUAAUGCUUCACCUACCAGCAGAAGCUUCUCGCCCGAGCUGCGAGAAGCACCGACAUCAUGUACCUGAAGGUCAAUGCGUUUCUGUGUUUGUGUCUGCGUGGAUCAGUGAUGCCAGCGUUGUCAUCCUGUAUGCUGUAAUCUGAGAAAUGCCCUCCUCUGGACAUUUUACUUAACUAACCCCCCCACCCUGUGAACAAGAUGAUAUGGAAGAGACUAAUGUCUUACUUUGUAAUGUAAAUGAUUUGUAAUAAAGACUCCAACCCCA
Molecule: messenger RNA, 3087 nt
Organism: Neolamprologus brichardi
Lineage: Eukaryota; Metazoa; Chordata; Actinopteri; Cichliformes; Cichlidae
Source: RefSeq, a predicted model, not a curated record